AAGAACAACCCACCGCACACCAAAAACAAAGGCAACGUUAUCGAAUCCAUUUUCUUGGACAAAAGUUGAAGUUGAUCUUUGAGCUUACAUGUUGAAGGUUAUUAAGUUUUGAUUGUGGUGAUAUGCCAUUGUGGGAUCCAGGUUUGCUAAUCAGUUAAUAUUUGAAGGUGAAUAUAUUAACAUGAACGAGAUUCGUACAUGGACAGUCCAAGACUGGACUAACAACUUCUACAUGACAUGAACAUAAUGAACCAUGUCAAAUGUUUAUCGCGUUUUCAGUUCAUUUUAAUAAGCGAAAAGCAAUGAACAUAUCGAGGAAACAUUACAUAUAAAAAAACUGGAAUGAAGAAAAACACUCCACGAUAAAGGUUAUCUAUCUAUGAUAGAACUGACUACAGAAAAGUCGAUUUUAUUGGAAGAACUCAAGUGAUGUUUACUGCGUAUCGACGAAAAGGGACGUGGAAUAUCAAGAGUAUUUUUCCCGCCUUACUCGUAUUGCUUUGUUUUGAGGAGAUUUACUCGUCUUUGUCCAACGCGUCUAGUAUAGAUGAAGCGUGCUUUAACGGUACUCAGAUCACAUUAACAUGGACAAACAGUUCACCUUAUGUAUUCGAAAAAAAUGGACGAGCACAAGGAAUACUAGUGGAUAUCUUAGAAAAAGGAAUUUCUAUUUGUUGUAAAGUUGGUACUCAGAUAAACUACCAAUAUACAAAUAUGAAUGAUAGCAAUUUUAAAAAUCAAUCUAUAGACCAUCCACAUAUACCAAUAAGUAUACUGUCAUAUAAGAAAAGGACGUCUUUUGGUCAACCCAUCGUAGGAUUAGUCGAUAGUCCAGGGAUUGCUGUUAUUACUCAAGCUACAGUACCUGGUGCGGAUCUGCUCAUGGCAAUCCUCGAUUCAUGGCCUAUUCUCAUAUUUAUUAUUACAACCAUUAGUUUGAGUGGAGUCAUGAUUUGGCUUUUGGACUAUAAGAAAAACUCGGCACAUUUUCCUGCUUUCUUCCCGAUGGGUGUGUUCGAGGGAUGUUGGUGGGCAGCUGUGACCAUGACAACUGUAGGAUACGGAGACAGGGUUCCCAAGAGUGUUGGCGGUCGUUUAUUUGCAGUUGUAUGGAUCAACGCAGGAUURGUGAUUCUCGCUAUGUUUAUGGGUAUUGUUACAGCAUCACUGACCUCGAGUAGUUGGACAGAUAUCAAUCAUUUCUGGGGAAUUGAGGUUGCUGUUAUUAAUAGAUCAGCUGAAUAUCAGUUUGCAAUUCUUCAAAGUGCUAACGUUAAAGCUCAAGAUUUUUAUGAAGACAUGUAUUCUAGUGUAGCGUCUGGGAUAUCUAAAGUAGCCUUGGUUGAUGAAUACACAGCAACAUGUCAUAGCGACUUUUUUUACCGGCACAAGUUAACUAUUGCUACAAUAAUAGAUGUUCCUGUCGUAAAUGGCAUCUUGUUUCCAUCUCAAGGAACACAGACUAUAAACCAGUGUCUGUAUAGUUAUGURCAGUCUUACAAGGUUUCAAGUUACUCGUAUAUCACAAAACAUCUCACACAGCACCCGGUGUCUGAUAUCAGUGACGGUACAGAAUACUUCCGCGAGUCAAUGUUUGGGUACUCUGUGUACGCUAUGACUGGRUUGUUUCUACUMAUAUUGGGAACAGGYAUCCUGUGGCAACACUAUUGGCAGCCGCGACAUGGCGAAUGGAAUCAAAAUACAGCUAUGAAAGAACUAGAGAUGACGUCAGUCAGUCAAAUCAAAGGAUAUCCUAGAGUGAACYAUGUAGCGCAUGUACAAACUACAAGAUUAGGUGAGCCCAGACCACAUUGCUCGCGGACUCAACAAUGUAUGGSCAUAAGACAGCUGUUAGACGAAUAUCGAGAAUACGAGAAAUCAUGGACUAAAAGAUUUAUAUAUUUGCAAGAGAAACAUAGAAGAGAGCAAGUUGAAGUCUUUAAUCUGGAUAAUGAUGGUUAUAAUAUGUGAGAUGUAUGGUGCAUCAAGGACCAAGGAGUAAAAUAAAAAGUGCYGGGGUAGGGCUGUUUCUAGGAUUUGGAAU
Exaiptasia diaphana is the source of this 2044-nucleotide messenger RNA. RefSeq lists its product as uncharacterized. The record is from RefSeq and is a predicted model, not a curated record. The transcript has 7 exons. NCBI's taxonomy places the organism in Eukaryota, Metazoa, Cnidaria, Anthozoa, Actiniaria, Aiptasiidae. Gene Ontology annotation, biological process: potassium ion transmembrane transport. Gene Ontology annotation, cellular component: voltage-gated potassium channel complex. Bases 430 to 1971 code for a protein of 513 amino acids. Gene Ontology annotation, molecular function: delayed rectifier potassium channel activity.